Messenger RNA from Micropterus dolomieu (smallmouth bass), 687 nucleotides. It is a transcript of the gene cacng1b, whose product is annotated as calcium channel, voltage-dependent, gamma subunit 1b. Gene Ontology annotation, molecular function: voltage-gated calcium channel activity; calcium channel regulator activity. Gene Ontology annotation, biological process: regulation of calcium ion transmembrane transport via high voltage-gated calcium channel; calcium ion transmembrane transport. NCBI's taxonomy places the organism in Eukaryota, Metazoa, Chordata, Actinopteri, Centrarchiformes, Centrarchidae. Gene Ontology annotation, cellular component: L-type voltage-gated calcium channel complex; membrane. The transcript is spliced from 4 exons. The record is from RefSeq and is a predicted model, not a curated record. Bases 1 to 687 code for a protein of 228 amino acids.
AUGUUUGAGGAGCAGGCGACCAAGGUCAAGAUCACGUCCGUGGUGAUCGUGGUGGGCAUGUCGUCGAUGCUGGCGGCGGUAGUGACUGACCACUGGGCCGUGCUCAGCCCCCGGGUGGAGAAGCUCAAUGCCACCUGCGAGGCGGCCCACUUUGGCCUCUGGAGGCUCUGCAAGAAGAGCAUCUUCAUUGUGGAGGAGGACCCUCAGGGCAAAGGCUGCGGCCCCAUCAGCUUACCUGGAGCCCAAAACUGUUCCUACUUCAAACACUUUACCUCGGGGGAAGAAGCUGAAGUUUUUGAAGUCAAGACCCAGAAAGAGUACAAUAUCUCAGCAGCAGCCAUCGCCAUCUUCAGUCUUUUCUUCAUGAUCCUGGGCACCCUCUGUGUCAUCUUCUCUUUCGGGAAGGGGCGGGACUACCUGCUCCGGCCUGCUGGGAUGUUCUUCGCCUUUGCAGGUCUUUGCAUCAUCAUUUCUGUCGAGGUAAUGCGCCAGUCUGUCAAGCGAAUGAUCGACAGUGAUGAGACCAUCUGGAUUGAAUACUACUACUCCUGGUCUUUUACCUGUGCCUGUGCCUCCUUCACCUUGCUCAUCCUCAGUGGAGGCGCCCUGCUUCUCAUCUCCAUGCCUCACAUGCCACGUAACCCCUGGGAGACCUGCAUGGACGCUGAGCCUGACACCUUGGAUUAA